This is a messenger RNA of Adineta ricciae, 1788 nucleotides long. The record is from the annotation of a GenBank genome assembly. NCBI's taxonomy places the organism in Eukaryota, Metazoa, Rotifera, Eurotatoria, Adinetida, Adinetidae.
AUGGCAUCGAUAAGAAAUAACGGUCAUUCGUCAUCUAACGACAAUGCAAUUCUGUUCGCCGCAUGUGAACAAGGCGAUUUGCAGACAAUACGAUUCCAUUUAGAUUCUUUAUCUGGAUCGAAAAUUGCGUCGAUAAGAGAUAAUCAUGGUGCAACAUUACUACAUUUCGCUGCUCGCUAUGGUCAUAUAAACAUUCUAGAAUAUUUAAUUGAAACGAAGCGUUUAGAUUUGAGUCAAUUACGUACAGAACACGGUGCAACGUGCGUACAUGACGCUGCAGUUUGUGACCAAGUUGAAACACUUUAUUAUAUAUUUAAUAAUCAAAAGCGACAAACACAUUUUGCUGAACAAAUUCGCUGGACAAUUCGAGAUUCCCAUGGAAAUACUUUGUUACACCUUGCCGCUGCUUACGGUUCUUUGAAAAGUUUGAAUUAUUUACUUGAUCAUCAAUCUGCUGACGCUCAUGCUCGAUCGUACAAUAGUUUUCAGCCGAUUCAUUAUGCAGCUUCGUCAGGUCAUGAAAAUUGCGUGAAAUUAUUAUUAACAUCAGCUCCUGAUACAACUAAUGAACAAACGACAACACUGUUAACACCAAUGCAUCUCGCUUGUCAAAAUGGUUCGUUGGAAACCGUGAAAAUUCUCUCAUCACAUGGAGGAAAUUAUAAACUACGAGAUGAAAAUGGAUUAAAUUGUUUACACACAGCUUGUCAAUAUUCUCAUCUUGACAUUGUUCAAUGGAUGGUUGAAAAACUCAAUGCCAAUGUUGAUGAUUUUGAUUAUAUGAACAACACUCCACUGCAUUAUGCAGCUGCAAGUGGAAGUGAACUCAUUUUAAUUUAUUUAUUAGAUAGAAAGGCUCGAAUAACAAGGUCAAGUCAUGGAAAUACUCCAUUACAUGUGGCAGCUGAAAAUGGUCAUCAAGGUGUUUGUGCUGUGUUAAUCGAACGUGCUGGUUGUUCUGUAACAACACGUAACAAUGCUCAAUUAACCGCCAUUGAUUUAGCUGAACAAUAUGGUUUUCAAAAUCUUGCUCAUGAUCUUCGUCUUCGUGAAAAUCCAUUGUUAUCUUCACAAAAAUCUUCUUCUUCAAAUAGUAGACCAAUUCAUUUAGAAAAAGCGACUGUCGUUCGAUUAGUUGUUAAAAAGCGAAAUAUUGCGCGGCAUGACGCGGCGAAUCAGGUCGAUGAAAAUGAAUUGACUGCGGAAAACGGUCAAAAUGACAUGUCGACUUCAUCGGAGAAAUUAGUGAAUUCACGUUUUGAUCUUUCCGAACUUCGAGCGCGAGUAGAAAAACACGAUGCCAGUCGACGUGAUGAUCUGGAAAAUAAUGUUUUAAUGCAUAGUAUGGAUUCUUUGAAUGAACAAAAUCGAAUGCGGCUACGUGCGAAAUUACCAUCGCAAACUUAUGCGCCAUGGCUUCGAAUGUCGAAGUUAACACCACAAGCAUUUCAUGAAGAAAUCCAAAAGGGUCGAAAUAAUCUACGGAAAGUACGACGAGACAGUAAGAUAUCCGAAGAUGAAAUGAAAGAAGAGGAAAAUAAUGAAAAUGAUACUUCGAUUAACCGAAGAUCUCGACAGAGUCAAUCGGUAGGAGCACCUAUUAUGCCUACAGAACAGAGAUCAUGGCGAAGAACUGGAUAUGAAACUCGUUCACCAAUCGUUCCAGUUUCAAAAACCCAUCAAUUCAUCAGCGCUGCUUCUCAGUCAACAACAAACGUUGAACGACCCGAAUGGCAACGUGCACUAAUUACUCGUCGUCAGGGUUUAACAAAUGGAGCUGAUUCUUAG